Messenger RNA from Clupea harengus (Atlantic herring), 920 nucleotides. RefSeq names its product RNA polymerase II, I and III subunit F (gene polr2f). NCBI's taxonomy places the organism in Eukaryota, Metazoa, Chordata, Actinopteri, Clupeiformes, Clupeidae. The record is from RefSeq and is a predicted model, not a curated record. Gene Ontology annotation, molecular function: DNA binding. Gene Ontology annotation, cellular component: nucleus; RNA polymerase I complex; RNA polymerase III complex. Gene Ontology annotation, biological process: tRNA transcription by RNA polymerase III; transcription by RNA polymerase II; transcription by RNA polymerase I.
UUACACGGACCGCUAUAACGGCCGGACAGUUUUGAUCACUCCGGAAGUUGAAAGUGUGUCGUUGUCCACAUUAUUCUCGUGUGAUUUUAAGCAGCCUCCACAUUUUCUCUCAGUAGAGCAUUGGUUUCCUGUUGAAAUAACUGUUCCGAGUAUACAAUGUCAGACAACGAAGACAACUUCGACGACGGAGACUUUGACGAUGGGGAAGAAGAUGAGGGAUUAGAUGACCUGGAGAACGCAGAGGAUGAGGACCAGGAGAAUGUGCAGAUUUUACCAGCUGGGCAAGGACAUGGGGCUAAUUUGAAAAGAAUUACCACAGCUUACAUGACCAAAUAUGAGCGAGCAAGAGUCUUAGGAACCCGCGCCCUGCAGAUUGCUAUGUGUGCCCCAGUCAUGGUGGAGCUGGAAGGGGAAACAGACCCCCUUCAGAUUGCCAUGAAGGAGCUGAAGAGCAGAAAGAUUCCAAUUAUCAUCAGGAGGUACCUGCCUGACGGCAGCUAUGAGGACUGGGGCUGUGAUGAACUCAUUAUAACAGACUGAGCUGACCUGAACUGAGGCUGAACAGCAAACCCGCACCCAAAAGAAUUAGAGACAGAUCCUCAGAACCCUGAACUGCUGUUGUUAAGAAACAAGUAUGGAAAAGAGGCAUAGAUUCACAUGUUACCUCCUUCUAUUUCUAUAAGCUGAGGUCCCAGGGACCACACAAAUGCUCUUGUUUGGGGAGGCUUCUCAAUCAGUCAUCAGUGCUGAGUCUAACCCUCAGCUUUCCAUCUGGAACGUUCUGUUGCAUGUCCCCCUCUUCUCCACUAGGUGGACUUCAGAAUACGGAGAAAAGUAUGACUAGCGAAGUGUUGAAUAGUUUUGAGUUUUCUUUUAUUCCUUAUAUUUUAAGUGGUUAUUAAAAGAUUUUUGUAAGCAAA